CUCUUCGCCGGGGUCCCCCCGCCUGUCAGCUUCCUCCAGCCUGUCCUCCCGGGGUGUCCCCCCCCCAGCCCAGCGGCCGCCGCGGCACGAUCAAAGCGGGCGUAGUGGAGAGAAGCAGACAUUUUGACAAAAUUAGAUCAUGGCAACUAUCGAAGAAAUUGCACAUCAAAUUAUUGAACAACAGAUGAGUGAGAUUGUUACAGAGCAGCAAACUGGGCAGAAAAUCCAGAUUGUGACAGCACUUGAUCAUAAUGCACAAGGCAAGCAGUUCAUUCUGACGAAUCAUGAUGGCUCAACUCCUCCAAGCAAGGUCAUUCUGGCCAGACAAGAUUCCACUCCAGGAAAAGUUUUCCUCACAACUCCAGAUGCAGCAGGUGUCAACCAGUUGUAUUUUGCAACUCCUGAUCUGUCUGCUCCACACCUCCAGCUCUUAACAGAUAAUUCUUCUCCAGACCAGGGACCAAAUAAGGUUUUUGAUCUUUGUGUAGUAUGUGGAGACAAAGCAUCAGGGCGUCAUUAUGGAGCAGUAACUUGUGAAGGUUGCAAAGGAUUUUUUAAAAGAAGCAUCCGAAAAAAUUUAGUAUAUUCAUGUCGGGGAUCAAAGGACUGUAUCAUUAAUAAACACCAUCGGAACCGUUGUCAGUACUGCAGGCUACAGAGAUGUAUUGCGUUUGGAAUGAAACAAGACUCUGUUCAGUGUGAAAGAAAACCCAUUGAAGUGUCCCGAGAAAAAUCUUCUAACUGUGCAGCUUCAACAGAGAAAAUCUACAUCCGAAAAGACCUUCGAAGUCCAUUAGCUGCAACUCCAACUUUCGUAACAGAUAGUGAAGCUGCAAGGUCAACAGGACUGUUGGAUUCAGGAAUGUUUGUGAAUAUUCAUCAGUCUGGAAUCAAAACUGAGUCAGCUCUGCUGAUGACAUCAGAUAAGGCUGAAUCAUGUCAGGGAGAUUUGAGUACAUUGGCCAGUGUGGUCACAUCAUUAGCAAGUCUUGGAAAAGCUAAAGACCUUUCUCAAAACAAUAGUGAAAUGCCUAUGAUGGAAAGCUUGAGCAAUGGUGAUACGUCUUUGUGUGAAUUUCAGCAGGAAAUGCAGACCAAUGGUGAUGUUUCAAGGGCAUUUGACACUCUUGCAAAAGCAUUGAAUCCUGGAGAGAGCACAGCCUGUCAGAGCUCAGUAGAGGGCAUGGAAGGAAGCGUACACCUAAUUGCUGGAGAUUCAAGCAUUAAUUACAUCGAAAAAGAGGGGCCACUUCUCAGCGAUUCACAUGUAGCUUUCAGGGUAUUUCUAUAUAUUUUUAAAGUUUUGUGUUUGUUAUCAUUUGCUUUUGAUCUUCCUUCCAGAUAAUCAAAGUAUGUUUGUUAUGCUUUCAUAGUCACAGAUAACCCUGGUAGAAUUUCAAAGCUGAAACUAAAACAUUCAUGUCCUGCUGUAGAAGAUAAUGACUCAAUAGAGCAUCCUGUUUAUAAGUUGUGGUAGCAAUGAGUGGGUUUAAGCCUAAAGUUAGCUUUUAGAACUAUUUAAACAUAGUUGAGUGUUUUUCUUUUUAACUUUGAGCAUGGGCAUUCAUGAUGAGUUUCAGUGCACUGCUUUUGUUCAGUGCCUGACUACUACUACUUUAGUGUAAGUCAAUACCUACAACCCAGAUACUUUGCUCUUACCUUAUUAAUAACAAAGAACAUGUGUUACGUACCACCCCACCUUGUUUGGGUAGCGUUCAGCAUUACCCUAAGAAGGUACAAAAUUUUAACUUUUGGUUUUUAACUUUAUACUUUUUAACCAUUUUAGAA
Molecule: messenger RNA, 1788 nt
Organism: Castor canadensis (American beaver)
Lineage: Eukaryota; Metazoa; Chordata; Mammalia; Rodentia; Castoridae
Source: RefSeq, a predicted model, not a curated record